Haemorhous mexicanus (house finch) is the source of this 2066-nucleotide messenger RNA. It is a transcript of the gene CER1, whose product is annotated as cerberus 1, DAN family BMP antagonist. Gene Ontology annotation, molecular function: morphogen activity. The coding region runs from base 21 to 842 and encodes 273 amino acids. The record is from RefSeq and is a predicted model, not a curated record. Gene Ontology annotation, biological process: determination of heart left/right asymmetry; signal transduction involved in regulation of gene expression. NCBI's taxonomy places the organism in Eukaryota, Metazoa, Chordata, Aves, Passeriformes, Fringillidae. The transcript has 2 exons.
GGGUUGCCCUUUCCAGCAUCAUGUCACUGCUUCUCCUUCAGAUGUUAGUGCUCUCAUGUCUUGGAGCCACAGAGCUACAGAGAAAUUCACAGCGAAGGAAAAGCAGAGGGCCAUUUCAGCACUUUCUCUACCUGAACAAAAAUCUGUUUGGAAGUCAAAGUUCUCCUGAGCGGAUAAGUGAGAACCCAGUAGGAACUGAAGAGACCCUGAAAGUACCAAGCUUUUUUGUAUCGAUUCCACAAACAGCAUCUGGAAGUGAGAAGAAAGAGGAGAAAAAAAUGUCCAGAUUCAUACUUCCCAGUGCAGGACUCCAUGCAGACCAUAACCCAAGAACCUGGGUUGCAUCCAGAGAGACCUCUCCUGUGGAAAACCUCUCUCCACCCCACUAUUCCAGCAACAGAGAGUCUGAAGUCCGUUACAGAAAGGACGCCAAGAAAUUCUGGGACCAUUUCAUGUUAAAGAAAAAUUCAGCAUCUGAAGAGGUUGUCCUGCCAAUCAAGACCAAUGAAAUGCACCAAGAAAACUGCAGAACCCUGCCUUUUGCCCAGGGUGUUACUCAUAACAGCUGUGAGAAGGUGACAGUGCAGAAUAAUCUGUGUUUUGGAAAAUGUAGUUCUUUUCAUGUUCCUGGUUCAGAAGAUCAUCUUUAUACCUUUUGUUCUCGUUGCCUGCCCAGCAAGUUCUCCAUGAAGCGCCUGGAUCUCAACUGCACUGAUUCUGUUCCAGUGGUCAAAGAAAUCAUGAUUGUAGAAGAGUGUAAAUGUGAAAGUCGGAAGAUUAAAGACCCUGUGACUGGAUCUCUACUGUCAGACUUGCAUGAAAAUGUACAUGAGCACAAUUAACUUGGCGCAAAGUACCUCUUAACUUGAUCAUAAGAAUUUGCCAAUGAAAAAAUUCAAACAAGCUGUCAUCACUCUAGUACAAUAAAAACAUUAAAAAUGUAGACUUUCUACAUGAUCUCUGUUUCAACAAUAACUUCACCUAAAGUGUAACAAAUGUUUCCUUGCAGCUGUUAAGGAAAAUGAGGUGAAAUCACUGAGCUUAUGUGGAAAGGUCUUUAACAAGGGAAAACUUUAAAAAUUUUCCACCCUUCCUAUCAUUGUUUCUAGGAUGCUAGUAAACACUGAAUUAACGUGAUUUAUCUGUGCAAAACCCGAAUGUUGACUUGUUUUCCUUGUCUUUGCUUGUGAGAAGUACCAAUAUAGCUCUACUGGCAACAAAGAUGAGAUUUUAGUCUGUUCCCUACAACAACAGGUCUACUUUUACAGCAAGACAAUGGCUGGAGAGUAUAAAACAUAAAUGGACAUGAGGUACAUAGAAAGAUGUGACUAGUUAAUGCCAUACUGAUUGAUCUCAGUUGGGGUUCAGUACUCAUUGAAAACUAAUAUACCACACAAUUUACACCAAUAGAUAAUGGCAAGGGGUAUUUUGCCAUAGAAACCACUUGCUCUCUUUUCAACAUGCCUGCAUUUGCUCUAUACCUUUAUUUUUACUUUAAGUGUUCAACUGCAGAAGGAGAAAAAAAAAAAGCCACACUCCUACAGAAAACAUCACAGAUAAAUACAUGAUUGUUAUUAUUUAAAUUCACUGUGGAAAGACAAUGCACAUUUUCCAGUCUGAUGAAUUUUUACAUUGUCACUGAAUGUAAGAUAAAAUUUAAAUAAUGUUCUCAACUCUUAAACUAAAGCAGAAAAGACAAUUAUGUGACAGAAAAUCUGAGAAGGGCUUUAUCAUUACAGCAAUACCUUAACAACUUUACAGGAAGAGCUGAGAGAGCCCUGCUAGGAAGCAUUGGAGUCUACUGCUAGGCAACACAGCACUAGUGACUAUUAGCUGAACUGCUGGCUUUCCGGCUCUCUCCAGCUGCUUCUUCCUGGAUUUCUCUUGCAGACCUGGCACACCAGACAGAGAUCAGCUUCCAGGAGAUGAGUUCAGCAUAUUUCUAUGCCAGUUUUUUCAGUCCUCUGGAAAUCUGCUCUCAGAUCUGGGCCACUGUUGUUAAACUGUCCAAGCUCUUUUUUAGGGUAUUGGAAAUCACUAUUGACUUAGCUUAUUCAAGAUCAAAU